AAUGCUCCGAAGGGCUGAGGAAAGUUGACGUCCGAUUGAGUCGGCGGCCAAUCAUGAUUCUAUUACAACCAUCUCAACGCGCUUGAAGGAUUCCAAAAAUACAGUGAGAACCUUGCUAUGGAUGGACUGAUGGAAUCCGAUGGAUAUUGAAUGCCUAACAUUUGGCUUGUCGAAAGGAGGGAUCGAGCCUUGGCUGGGCCAACAGGAUCAUACAUCUGACCUAGGAGAGGUAUAUAAAGUAUAGAUCUCGUCGAAUAUGCCAAUCCUCAGACCAUUAUCACACCGGAGCUCACACAGUGCCUUGAAUCCCAGUCGUCAUGCAUUUCUUUCCGCUAGGCAAGUUGGCAGGGUUCUCUGCCAUCCUCGCCCUGUCAGCUCAAGCAGUUGCCGGCGCCCGCCUUUUGGUCCGCCAAAACGGUACAGAGUGCAGCACCCUUAUUGGCAAUGUCGACGCCGGAAACGGAGGCCGCAAAGUCGGCAUCGUGAUAGACUCAUCCGGCUCCAUGAUUGACAACGAUCCCGACGACCUCCGUCUCGAAGCGGCGAAGCUCCUGAACAGCAAACUGAUUACCUCGGCCGCCGCAACGGGCGGCAAGACGGGCGACGUGGUCACCGUGGUCGAGUUUUCGAGUGUCGCCGAAGUCCUGUAUCCGCUUGGCGACCCCAGCGGCGCGGUGUCGAGCAUCGACAGCAUUGAAGCUGAUGGUGGUACCUUCAUUGGCGGUGGCGUCAGCGCGGCGCUCGACGAACUCACCAAGGCCAGCAGCGGCGCUACUGUCGACCGAACGGGGAUCCUCGUGCUGACGGAUGGCGUGGACGAUCCCAGCUAUCUCAUCACCGAUACCAUCGAGUCCAUUGAGCGCGCCACAGAACUGGGCAUCCGAGUUUCCUUUGGCUUCCUCGCCAUCGACGCUGCGCAGCAGGACUCGCGGAUCACCACCGCCAUCAUCCGUUCCGGGGGCACAUUCACCACCCUCAACACGGCAGGAGACGCCUCGCUGUUUGUGGCACAAGCCCUUCUCAACGGCCUGGCUGGCGCCCCGCGUUCCGGUCCCGUUGCCGUACUCCCGGGCCUGAAGACCGCCGGUCUGCUGUCCCAGACCAGCUCCAACACGUUCUCAUACAUGGCCCAGGCCGGCGAGUCGCUCAACGUCACGGUUACUGCCAUCGACUCGAUCGACCUCAAGGUCACGCUCCGAAACGGCGAUACCAACACGGAUUUCAAGACGGCAGCUACGGACGCUUCCGGAAUUGCCUUUCUGGAACACACCACCCAAGAACGUCUGAACCUCAGCAUUGCCGUGACAGCAGACAAUGCGGCUGCCUCGGGACUCUUUUCCGUGCAGCUCGGGAGCUCCCUCAACCCCUGCACUGGCAACCCGAGCACGAACGCUACCUUGCCGACGCCCACGGCUUCAUAUUUCCCGCCCACGCCGACCACGUCGACGGUGCUCGUCACGGGCGCCGCUUCGUCGAUGAUGGGCGACUCUCAGAGAACAAUUCUGGGAUUCUCCUUGUUCGCGGUUGUUCUGGGUGUUUUGUGUUGAAUACGGAUAAGACCGGUGGUAGGUGUGAGCGUGCAAACGAUUGAAAGAGGGCGGCGACAGAGAAGUGGGCGAACCGACAACCGAAGCCCAUGGCCCGGUUAGGGAUAAGGACAUCCCGAAACAGGAAACGUACUAUUGGUGUUGGUGGUUCGAUCUCUGAGCAACGCCUCGGUUUCAAAGUACUAAGUCAGGUAAUUACAUAGCAAGCAAUCUCUCCGGAGUUCUGAGAGCUGGCGAGUCUAGUCUCAAGUCAGGUACCCAACCCGAAGCUCUCUCUCUUAUUGUG
Messenger RNA from Parathielavia appendiculata, 1833 nucleotides. RefSeq lists its product as uncharacterized. The transcript is spliced from 3 exons. The record is from RefSeq and is a predicted model, not a curated record. Bases 318 to 1547 code for a protein of 409 amino acids. Lineage: Eukaryota; Fungi; Ascomycota; Sordariomycetes; Sordariales; Chaetomiaceae.